Carassius auratus (goldfish) is the source of this 2641-nucleotide messenger RNA. RefSeq names its product C1GALT1-specific chaperone 1-like. NCBI's taxonomy places the organism in Eukaryota, Metazoa, Chordata, Actinopteri, Cypriniformes, Cyprinidae. The record is from RefSeq and is a predicted model, not a curated record. Bases 239 to 1192 code for a protein of 317 amino acids. Gene Ontology annotation, molecular function: N-acetylgalactosaminide beta-1,3-galactosyltransferase activity. The transcript has 2 exons.
CGGAUUCAACGUCCGUUUAAACAUCCGUGUUCUAGAAGCCAGUACUAGCGCUGGACUGCAACCAGCUUUCUUACCUUUCUCUGUCCAAACGAAUUAGAUGGAGGGCAGGUAAAACUGACUCCAGAACAGAUACUUCAUUUUUUUUUUUUUUUCCGGUUGUGAGUACGGAACUGAAUGCGAGUGUGUAGCGUCUGAAUGUGAGCAAAAUUCUGCGUCAUUGAAAGGCUCAUAGUCGAUCAUGAUGUCUGAGGGCAGUUCAUUUAUGAAAGGCAUGAUCCUAGGGGGCAUAUUCUGCCUGGUGAUCUCUUUCUUUGAGACCUUUAAUUCAGGAACCCACUCAGAAGGUCACAAGCAUCUCCACCAUCAUCUGAAACCUCUCAGCAAAGAUGAACUACAGAAGUUAUCAGAGUCUCAGAUGUCUGACUUGCCCCUCCAGGUCCGAGUGUACUGUCUCAUCAUGGUCACUCCAAAGCUACUGGUCCACUGGGCGACAGCCAAUGACACUUGGAGCAAACACUGCGACAAAUCUGUCUUCUACACGUCCGAAUCGUCCAAAGCUCUAGAGGCGGUUGACCUACAGGAGCAGGAUGAGUGGGCUAGGCUACGCAAAGCCAUCAAACACGCCUAUGAGAAUGCUGGAGACCUACGCUGGUUCUUCGUGGCCCGGCCUACUACAUUCGCAAUUAUAGAGAACCUCAAGUAUUUGGUGUUGGAUAAAGAUCCAAGCCAGCCAUUUUACAUAGGCCACACAGAAAAAUCUGGAGAGCUGGAUUACGUGGAGUAUGACAGCGGGAUCGUGCUGAGCUAUGAAUCUAUGAGGAGACUGAUAGAGAUGUUCAAAGAUGAGGACAGAUGCCCGGAGCGAGGACAUGCCUUGUGGAAGACACCCGAAGAAAAGCAGCUUGCCACCUGUCUGCAAUACAGCGGGGUGUUUGCUGAAAACGGAGAGGAUGCACAAGGCAAAGGGCUUUUUAACAAGAAGAGCGUCAGCUCCUUGAUUUCUGACAGCAUGGGCCAAAACCCAGCUGAUGUCGUGGAGGCUUGUUGUCCUGACAUGGCCAUCACGUUCGCUGGCAUGUCUCCAAGCCAGAUGCAGGUUUUGAUGUACGGCGUCUACAGACUCCGACCAUAUGGACACGAUUUUCAUGAUUCCUUGACAUUUCUGCCUCCUAAAAACUCUGAUAAUGACUGAUUGACCUCAUGGCUUCUGUAUUGGAACUGUUAAUGUCACUCACAGAAUUGAGACAUUGAUCUUAACUGGGUGCAGGGCUGACUCGCUGUGAUGUGCAGUAUUUACUAGAUUUGUGAUUAUCCGUUCUGAAAGUUGGUGCUUGGAAGUUAUAGGGGUUAUGCUAUGCUUUUUGCUACAAGUGCAUUCUGGCAAAUGGAUAAUUGUUUUCAUUUAAGUGUUUUGUGAGUGGCCAGUAUUGAAUAAGUGUUUUGUGAGUGGCCAGUAUUGGAUAAUUUUUUGCACUUGAUCGUAUUUUGAAUAAAAAUUACACUAGAUUUAUGAAUGCCACACAUAUGGGGUUAGGAAUGAAAAUUAAGAACCUUUUGAGUAUUUUUUUAAAGUGCAUUUUGGAUGUAUGUUGUAUAGAGGGGAAAUAAUAUUUUCAUGGUAUCUGUAUGGUAAACUUUCUAUAUCACACUUUAAAAUAUAAAACUAAUGUGGUUUGAAAGGUUAAUAUACUUGAUUGUAAAAUUACUUUUGGAUAGAAAAUUGUCUAUUUAUUUACGCAUCGAAAUAUUGUUUCUAUAAUUCAGAUGUACUUCAUUAUACACUGGUUUGUGAUUUUAUUUUAUUUUUUAAUUGUUCUUAACUACUUUUUUUUUAGUAAACAUCAGGAUGCUGGAUCUCACCUGCUUUGAGUAAUAAUAAAGGUUACAAAUAAAAGAAUGCUAUAUACAUGAUACAGUGCAGUGAACAAAUCAUUAUGCAUUAAAUACUCUUUAUUUCUAUGGAUACUUCAACAGAUUGCAAUAAUUCUGAUAGGUUUGUUUAAUAAAUAAUAAUGAAAAUGAUGUUUUGUAGCCAUUUAUUCAACUCUGAAAGAGCUGACCUGUUGUAGAAAUGGCGUAUUUUCUCCAGUUCUUGAUUUUCUUGUUUUUCAAUGUUUCAUUUUUGUUUUCUAUCCUGUUUCACUCAUUCUGUCAUGUCUUUUCAUGUUCCAAUUCUCAGAUUCCGCUGUCAAAUUUCUGUUGCUUUUAAUUUAUUUAGUCUUUUCUUGAGCUGAUUCUGUCUCAUAUUUGGUUCUUAAAUUCUUAAUUUGAGCCUCUCCCUCUCUUGCAGUAUUUUCUCUACCCACUUUUUAAUAGACAUUUCCAGGUCUUGGUUGGUGCUGUUUGUAAAAUAUUGCUCUUUGUUGGAUGUUCGUCAUUUUACAAUUUCAGUAACUUGAGUUCGGUCUCAUUUUUCUCUGGUGUUAAAAACCAGGUAUCCGUUUUCUCAGAAUUUGCUCAGCCAGUUGAGGUUUGCACAGUUACGGCUCUUCACAAAAUCUUUCCUCUGAUAAACAGAAUAAUGCUGAACUGUCCAGCUUUUAGACCACACAUCUUCUGUAUCAGAUAUAAAUUGAUCACGUAUUCCUCUGUAUAACUUCCCACUGUAAUCCCUAUACUAUAAUAAAUGCAUGGGUUCCAG